AUGGGGAACACCACGUCCUGCUGCGUCUCCUCCAGCCCCAAGCUGCGCCGGAAUGCCCACUCUCGGCUGGAAUCCUACCGCCCCGAGGCCGACCUGAGCCGGGAGGACACGGGCUGCAACCUGCAGCACAUCAGCGACCGGGAGAACAUCGACGAUUUGAACAUGGAAUUCAACCCAUCAGAUCAUCCACGGGCCAGUACGAUAUUUCUCAGUAAAUCACAAACAGAUGCUCCCUGGGAGGAAAAUUAUUUUGAUUUAUGUGUUAGUUGCCUCCAGAGUUGUAUCCUAAAUGCUGUGGUAUUUUCAGUGGAACAGAGCUCCACAGGCUCUCUAUGGGUGAGAGAAAAACGCAAGAGUCUCUAUAUAAACCACCAUCCUCCUGGGCAGUUGAGAAGGAAGUACAGUUCAUGCUCCACUAUUUUCCUGGAUGACAGCACGGUUAGUCAACCAAACCUCAAGUAUACCAUCAAAUGUGUAGCUCUUGCAAUAUAUUACCACAUCAAAAACAGGGACACAGACGGAAGAAUGCUCUUAGAUAUAUUUGAUGAAAACCUUCAUCCCCUUUCGAAAUCCGAAGUGCCACCAGACUAUGACAAACACGAUCCAGAGCAGAAACAGAUUUACCGCUUUGUCCGGACGUUGUUCAGUGCUGCUCAACUGACUGCUGAAUGUGCCAUUGUCACCCUGGUAUAUCUUGAAAGACUCUUAACUUAUGCAGAGAUAGAUAUUUGUCCAGCAAACUGGAAGCGAAUAGUACUGGGGGCAAUUCUUCUGGCAUCUAAAGUUUGGGAUGACCAGGCAGUGUGGAACGUGGAUUACUGCCAGAUCCUGAAGGAUAUCACGGUUGAAGACAUGAACGAGCUAGAACGCCAGUUUCUUGAGCUGUUACAGUUCAAUAUUAAUGUUCCCUCCAGUGUUUAUGCCAAGUAUUAUUUUGAUUUGCGUUCCCUGGCAGAAGCAAAUAACCUGAGUUUUCCCUUGGAGCCCCUCAGCAGGGACAGGGCAUAUAAACUUGAGGCCAUUUCUCGCCUAUGUGAAGAUAAAUACAAGGACUUCAGGAAAGCUGCAAAGAAGCGGUCGGUCAGUGCUGACAAUCUGACUGUGGUUAGAUGGUCCCCUGCAAUUAUCUCCUAA
Messenger RNA from Cinclus cinclus, 1134 nucleotides. RefSeq names its product cyclin Y (gene CCNY). The transcript is spliced from 12 exons. Gene Ontology annotation, cellular component: plasma membrane; cytoplasmic cyclin-dependent protein kinase holoenzyme complex. Gene Ontology annotation, molecular function: cyclin-dependent protein serine/threonine kinase activator activity; protein kinase binding. The record is from RefSeq and is a predicted model, not a curated record. The coding region runs from base 1 to 1134 and encodes 377 amino acids. Lineage: Eukaryota; Metazoa; Chordata; Aves; Passeriformes; Cinclidae. Gene Ontology annotation, biological process: regulation of canonical Wnt signaling pathway; regulation of cyclin-dependent protein serine/threonine kinase activity.